AUGAGCCCAAAAUCCCGCCGUUCCGUAGCGGUUAGUGUGACGUUUGACCAUGCCACCAGGGUGGUCGAGGUCCCCUACGAAACCAUCGUAGGCACGUUACACUCCCGAACCGCCUUUGUUCGCUACUUAGCCAGCGCCAUUCCACCGUUGGAGGAAGCUUGCAAGGAAGAUUCUGAUGUUGCCCACUUUAAGGUAAAAAGAAAGUCCAAGAGACACAGCGGGUAUGUGCCGCUUGAAACCGACGCAGACUUGGGCGACUUGAAGCGAAGCUUAAAGGUCAAGAACCGUGUCUACUUGCACAUCAGGAAGAGGAGGGAAAAGGAGGAAGUUCCUGAUGAGGAAACGCCUCCGGCUGAGGAAAAGCCAGCCCCCGCGGAGCAAGAAGAGCCUGAGUACGAUGAAAAGAGCCAGUCCAAGGCUAAGGAAGGCCCCACCUUUGAUCUCAACCCGGUGUUUGAAAAGAUCAUGCAGUCUGAGGCGGUACAGUCUUUGUUUAAUGGUGGCUUGGCCCUGCAUAUUCAGUCGGUGCUCGCCGAGGCUGCUGCAGGUUUAAAUAAAGAGGUCCCGGCUCAGCAACCGUUCCGCUCGGAGUGUCCGUUUUCCUCCACAGCAAUGUUUUCGGAACCGAUCCCUGCUUCCCCAUUGGUUCACAAUCUCAUCACCUGUGAUGGAUGUCCGCGUUACAGGAACUAUAUCUGUGGAACCCGGUACAAGUGUUUGGAGUGCGACGACUGCGAUCUCUGUGAGGCCUGCUACAACAGCAACGUUACCGUCGGUGGACACCAUAACUGGCAUACCUUCUUGAGAAUCGAUGGCUCCUGUACCCACAAGAAUAGCGACGCCUUCAGGAAUGCACUCACCGCCGUACAGUCGGUUUUUACGCAGAUGGUUGCGGAGAGUACCUUCAACGAGAGCUUCUACUCGUCAUUGGAGCGCUAUGUUACGUGUGACGGCUUCUGUGACGAUACUAUGAUCAGGGGAGUUCGCUUCAAAUGCAUGGAGUGUGAUGAUGUGGACUACUGUCUGUCGUGCGCCAGAGACAACGCUCCUACGAUUGUGGAGGUGUCUGGGGAUUUUCACAAGUCCAGUCAUUUGUUCAUGGUCGUCACUAACCCUGUUCGGUUCUCUACGCGGUUUAUUCGCACCAUGAUGAAUGUGUAUGAAAGUUGCAUGCAGUUGGCUGAGAGACAGGAGAUCCAUGAGUCGUUUGUGGUCAGACCUCCUGGGCCUCCCCCAGGCGUUAAGAAUGAUACAGCUGCCGCUUCCUUUUCGACCGCAUCUGCUGCCUGUGAUACCCUGGAGGCUAUACCGUUGGUUCACCCGCACGUGUUGUGUGACGGAUGUGACCUUCCAGUCACUGGAUCUCGCUACAAGUGCAUGCAGUGUUUUGACUACGACUUGUGUUCCGCAUGUCACGGUGGUAAGCACUCCUCUGUAAACCAUGUUUCUACGCACAACAUGUUGGAGAUCAACAACACCGACGCCGGUCGCAACCACAUCUUCAACGUGUGUGAGUUCUACCAGAACCCAGAAAAGUACGCAAGUGGUUUCAGAAGGUGCCACAAGUACAGAGUGCCCAAGACUAAUGAUGAAACUAUCGUACUCGAUGUUGACACAAUCCACCAAAACGAGAUGGAGAGUGUUAUUGAGAUGUUUAAGACCCAAGAUAUCUCUGGGUUGAAGAAGAUGUCGGACAAUAGUGCAAAGUACGUUGAGUUGUUGGAGUUUGUGGGUGGAGAUGCGGACAGGUUGGUGGACCUUGUUCAGCUUGGUUUGGUUAUGGACGAGCCUGUCCCUAUCAGUGUUGCUUCAGCCAACGUUGCUGCUGAAUCCAAGUUAGCUACUGAGGAUGUUUUCGUUGAAGCCGCUGUUAUACCAGCCGCAAACGCUGUCCCAAUCUCCCAACCUGCAGAAUCUGCUUGUAACGUCGAAUUCUUUUCCAAGGGCAAGCAGAGCCGUGUUAAGGUUCAGAAUGGUUCGGUAUCUGCCAUUCCACCGGCUUCGUUUUUGAACGUUGCAACUGAGAAUCCGGAGGAUACCCAUAUGGUUUACUUGGGCGAUCAUGCCAUUCUUCCAGGCAGAUCCAAGACCAUUGUUUCGGAAAAUGUCUUGUCACUUAAGGAUGGAUGCAAGGUGGAGAUUUACAACUAUGGCAGCUCUGAGUUUAGUAUGCUGGGUGUGCUUACCGGCUCUGGCUGUGCCUUGGAUAUCGGAGAAUGCAAGCCUGUUACAGAAGGACAAGCUGAGUUUGAGGUUGAGCCUGAAGUUGAGUCUGAGGUUGAGUCUGAGGUUGAGUCUGAGGUUGAGUCUGAGGUUGAACCAGAGGUUGAGUCUGAGCCUGAGGUUGAGUCUGAAGAUCAAACUGCGUCUGAAAGAAUGGAAGCUUCCAAGGUCAAGAUUGGGUUUGUGCCUGAAGCUGUCGAAAUCUUAGAAAGGCUGAUGAGAGAUUCGUUCCUCAACCCAAUGCAAUCUUCCUCGGUGAUGGUCUUACCAAGGUUGCCUCGGGAAUCGCCUAAGCAAGCAUCUAUUGCUAGCUCUCCAAGUCAGUCCACUAUCUCAGUGUUUAUGGAUCCCGUUUCCAAGGUCACUUCUCCAAACUGUAUCUUACCCUUGAACCCUGUUCUGUUCCCGGAUAGCUCCACUAACGUUUCUGCCGCUGUCACGGACCCGGAGUUCACCACCGAAGCCGAAGCUUUCAGCGAUUCCGAGCUCACAGAAUCUGACUACGAGGUUUUAUCGGCUAGCGAUUACGCCUAA
Messenger RNA from Babjeviella inositovora NRRL Y-12698, 2757 nucleotides. RefSeq lists its product as uncharacterized. The record is from RefSeq and is a predicted model, not a curated record. Gene Ontology annotation, biological process: mitophagy; endosome organization; aggrephagy. The coding region runs from base 1 to 2757 and encodes 918 amino acids. The transcript has a single exon. NCBI's taxonomy places the organism in Eukaryota, Fungi, Ascomycota, Pichiomycetes, Serinales. Gene Ontology annotation, molecular function: zinc ion binding; protein kinase C binding; K63-linked polyubiquitin modification-dependent protein binding. Gene Ontology annotation, cellular component: amphisome; aggresome.